AUAGCUGUCAUAAAUUUGUUUUUAAAUUUAUAAGUAAUUCCUAAUAACAUUUUUCAGAGCGAGUAAAAAUAAAUCAUGAACUGAAUUAAUAAAAAAAUGAAACAGGCAUUUGAAUUACAUAAUUUCUCUUGUUCGCUAUCCAACUAAGAAUCAUCUGUAAGCUAUAUAUAUGCUUAUUGAUAGUAAAGGCCGACUAUAAUUUACGACUCUAUAGCUCACAUCUAGAGCAAGUUUUUGCGAGUUUUUUAUUAAUAUUGAAAGUCAGUUUAAUUUUCAGUCCAAAUGUCUCACAAACCAACACCAUACAGCCCAAAUUUUCCUCCGAGUCAGGGAUAUGCCCCACCAGCAGAAGGACAGAAACCUAAUGAGAGCUACCCUAUGAAUCCUCAAGUUGGUUACCCUGGACCACCACCUUCCUUGCCCCCUGGUGCUCAACCAUUACCAGGAAUGCAGCAUGGGUUUCAGCCAGGGUUCCAGCCUGGUUUCCAGCAAGGUUAUCAGCCUGGAUUUCAACAUGGAUAUGCUCCUGGAUAUCCACAUCCACAGCCAGGCUAUCCAGCUCCUAUUGUUCAACAACCAGUGUCUGCCCAAGCGCCAGGUGGAUGGAUGAGUAUUCCGCAAGGGCUAAGCAACUGUCCGCCGGGCUUGGAAUACCUUUCUAUGAUUGAUCAGCUGCUGAUCCAUCAAAAGGUGGAACUAUUGGAAGCUUUUGUUGGUUUCGAAACGAAUAAUAAAUACACAGUAAAGAAUGCGAUUGGGCAGAAGGUGUAUUACGCUAUUGAAGACAACGAUUGCUGCACCAGGAACUGCUGCGGGCCCAUGCGACCCUUUGAUAUGAAAAUCAUGGAUAAUUACCGUAACGAGGUGAUACACCUACACCGUCCGCUGGCCUGCGACUCGUGCUGGUGCCCUUGUUGGCUGCAAAGCAUGGAGGUGUCGUCGCCGCCCGGCACCGUGAUGGGCUCCAUCGAACAGGAGUGGUCCAUUUGCAAACCGUGUUACGUCAUCAAGAACUCGGUGGGCGAAGUUGUGCUGAGAAUCAAGGGGCCCGUUUGCACUUUCUCGAUCUGUGGCGACGUGGAGUUUAACGUAUACUCGAAAGACGGCGAGACUAAAGUUGGAAAAAUUACAAAGCAAUGGUCUGGUUUGGCUCGAGAAGCAUUCACAGACACUGACUACUUUGGAAUCACUUUCCCCAUGGACUUGGAUGUCAGGAUAAAGGCGGUUUUGUUGGGAGCAUGCUUUUUAAUUGACUUCAUGUUCUUCGAAAAAACAGGAAAUCACGAAUCCGAUCGACCGGGUAUGCUUUAAAUGUUCAAUAUUUACUCAAUAUGUUGAUAUUGUAGAAUUAUGUUAUAAUGAUUUUGUAAUAAACUUGCUUUUGAUGUAUUACGCGAUGAUAUAAUAAUCAAAUUGUAACCACAUAAUUUUAAGAAAAAUGGAGGUUUACAAAUGAGAUCUGCUUUGAUAGGUUAAAUAAAGUACCGUAAUGUGUAAGAGCAUUUAUUUUUUUUUCGUUUGAUCUUAAGAUUUUUUGCGAAGUGUCUGUGUGCCACAUUGAAUCCUAUUUUUACAAUGUUUUAUUUUUUAUGGAUUUUAGACGUAAUUUAAUAAGCACAACCUUUAAACUUUAAUAGUUAUUAAUAUUAUAUAGAUUUUGUACGCAUUUUUUUAUAUAUGUACUCCUGUAUCCAAUAAGUAAAAAUUUUAAAUCGCUUUAAUAUUGCUAUCGUGUUCUCUAUAAAAAAUAUGUUAUAUUUUGACGAUCGAGUCACCUUUAGAAAAUAUUGUGUUCAAAUACAUUUCUGAACCAAAAACAAUAGCCUAAUCAAUACAUAUAUUAAAUAUAGUGAAAAUGAAGCUAUUGUUUUCUCCAGAUGUUAAUGUAAUGAAGGCUGGGUUCACCACUCACAGAUAUUAUUGUUUCUGAUAUGUAAUCUAUUUGACAGUGGCGAAAACUUUCAAACAAAUUAUUUGUAAGUUUAACUAACUUAAGCUUAUAAAAUAUAGAAUGUAAUAGUAAGCUGUGGAACCAGUCUUAUUUUUAUUCUUGUUCUCCUUGUCAAAAUUAUCACUUGCCAUAGUCAAUCAGGCAAUAUAAAAAUGGUUAAUAUUAGACUAAUUUAUUCCACUACUAUUCUAUGUUAAUAAUAGCAAAACUAUAAUUCUGCAAAGUUUUCAAGAUUGAUGAUAUAUUAAAUGUUAUUCAAUAUAUAGAAGGAAAAUAUAAUCAUUUCAUCAUACUACAU
Zerene cesonia (dogface butterfly) is the source of this 2249-nucleotide messenger RNA. RefSeq names its product phospholipid scramblase 2 (gene scramb1). NCBI's taxonomy places the organism in Eukaryota, Metazoa, Arthropoda, Insecta, Lepidoptera, Pieridae. The record is from RefSeq and is a predicted model, not a curated record. The transcript has 6 exons. Bases 283 to 1311 code for a protein of 342 amino acids. Gene Ontology annotation, molecular function: phospholipid scramblase activity. Gene Ontology annotation, cellular component: plasma membrane. Gene Ontology annotation, biological process: plasma membrane phospholipid scrambling.